ACUUAAUUCUCAUAAAAGAAUCCACACAGAAGAGAAACCAUAUAAAUGCGUAGAGUGUGGAAAGAGCUUUAUUAACAAAUGGCAUCUUAUUUCCCACCAAAGGAUGCACACGGGGGAAAGACCAUAUAAAUGCAGACAAUGUGGGAAAGCAUUCACUCGGAAAAGUGGCCUUAUUAGUCAUGAAAGAAUCUAUAAAGGAGAGAAACCAUUUCAAUGUACAGAAUGUGGAAAGAGCAUUACUUGGAAAGGACAACUGAAUUCUCAUGAGAGAAGCCACACAAGGCAGAUAUCCUGUAAUUGCCUGGAGUGUGGAAAGAGCUUUAUUGACAAAUAGCAGCUUAGUUUCCACCUGAGGAUGCACACAAAGACCAUAUAGAUGCAUGGAGUGUGGCAAAGCUUUCAUCACAACUCAGAACUUAUUCAUCAUAAGAGGACCCACACUGGGGAGAGACCUUAUAAAUGCAUAAAAUGUGGAAAAGCCUUUACUCAGAAAAGUGAUCUUAUUAGUCAUGAAAGAAUCCAUACAAGGGAGAAACCAUUUCAAUGCACAGAAUGUGGAAAGAGCUUUGCUCAGAAAGGACAACUGAAUUCUCAUGAGAGAAUCCACACAGGAGAGAGACCAUAUAAAUGCUUUGAGUGUGGAAAAGCGUUUACUCAGAAAAGUGGUCUUAUUCGUCAUGAAAAAAUCCAUACAAGGGCGAAACCAUAUCAGUGUAGCAUGUGGAAAGAGCUUUGCUGAGAAAGGACAACUUAAUUCUCAUGAAAAAGCUCACACAGAAGAGACCAUA
Notechis scutatus (mainland tiger snake) is the source of this 788-nucleotide messenger RNA. The record is from RefSeq and is a predicted model, not a curated record. NCBI's taxonomy places the organism in Eukaryota, Metazoa, Chordata, Lepidosauria, Squamata, Elapidae.